GUAUUUAGCAACACCCUAUGUGAUAUCCAAUGAAAGUUUUUCGAAACUUAACAGCCAAAUCAAACUUUUUAACAUUGGGUCACCUCGUUUGUCAAAUCGACCAAAUGAACCGAGUGUAGCCGGGUGUGCCCGAGUCACAACUUUUUCCGUUUCAGUUCCAAGUUCACCGUCCGGCGAACACAGAUGCAAAUGGCGACGAUUGAUGAUCAAGCGCCAAGCUGGGAAGAAAUCGACCGAGCCGAAAAUUACCUCGUUUGCCGCAUGUUCGAGCAGGCGGAGGCUCUAUCGUCCUCUGUUAUUAUGCGAUUGCUGCAAAAUUUGAACAGCGGCAAGGACUCGGAAGGUUUCGAAGACGGUUGGGAUGAUAUGGCUGAAUCAGCUGGAAUGAUUUUGGUGCAAUCCUUGAAAGAAUUGGGAAGGACCUUAGAAGUAUCAGAGGAGCUCACGUUGUUGUUUGGUUCAGUAAAUGGUAUACCUGUUCAAGUUCUCAUCACCGGGGUGUGUUUGCACAUAUCAGAGAACCUUUUGACUGCAGCUCGAGGCUUGCUUGAGGAAUUUUUGAACAAUUGGAAGUUUGUUGGUGACCGUUAUUAUCCUCACUUGGGCUCAGUGGAUGGUGUAUCCCCCAGUGAAGGAUCAUCCUUUACGUUUUCUGUUGGAAUUGAUGAGUAUUUAGAGGUUGUUGAGCUAUAUGUGAUAACACUUCUAGCUACGACUUUAAAUGACUCAGAGCUUGCCAUAUCUUGGGUGGAGAAAGCCAUGCUGCCAGUUGAGAAGCGUCAUGAGCUUUUGAGGAAACUACAGUCCAUAAAUUCAUCUGUCACCAGUUCAUCCCAAAAUUCUGUAUCAACUGAGCUUUCAGAUCAAUUCUUCUCAGGGGACCAAGAACAGUAUAAAGCACACCACAAAGAUGUUGAAUCUAAGUACCUCUCCUCGAGGAUGAAUAUCACAGCAAAAGAUGAGAUUGUGAAGCUUUCUCGACAAAGAGCUCCAUGCUUCUGGUUGUUCCGUAACAUCAGGUUAAAGUUAGGCAAUACUGAAUUAGUAGUAUCCAGUGGGAAGUUACUCCUGGCUUCUCUCCUAUUGCUUAUGUACUAUUUCGCAAGGAAAAAACAGGCAACGUUGAAGAGGCUUCUUGUUGAGAAAGCCGUGUCUGUAAAAAAGGGUUUUGUGGACUUGUGGCAGCUUGUGUUUUCACAUCAGGUGAACCCUCUUGCUGCUGUUCAGACAUUGCCUACUGCAACACGUGCAAACCACGGAUAAGCAUUUCUCGGCAUAUAUAUCCAAACAAUAAAAACUGAAUAUUAAAAGUGCUAGAACCAAAAAAUGAGUUUGGAGUUUGAAAUCUUUGUACAUUUAUGAGGCCUUGAACGUUAUACCAUGUAUUUUAGCUGAUUCAAUGUCUUUAUUACAAGCUAGUUUGAUACAAAAUCUGUGUUUUGGUUUGUUAAUCAAGCUUAUCGUAGUGUAGAAUUGACAUAGUUGUCUUAUGGACUGAAAAAUCAAGAGACUCAGAAAGAUUGAUAUCAGUUUCAAAACUGAGAUUGUACAGCACAGUUAUCUUUGAAUUUUAUAAUUGUGUUUUUCUAAGAGAUUCCAGUUUUGGUCAUACAAACCAGCAUUUGUUAUAAAAAC
Messenger RNA from Striga asiatica, 1635 nucleotides. Lineage: Eukaryota; Viridiplantae; Streptophyta; Magnoliopsida; Lamiales; Orobanchaceae. The record is from the annotation of a GenBank genome assembly.